This is a messenger RNA of Phoenix dactylifera (date palm), 1889 nucleotides long. It is a transcript of the gene NGA1, whose product is annotated as AP2/B3-like transcriptional factor family protein. The record is from RefSeq and is a predicted model, not a curated record. Lineage: Eukaryota; Viridiplantae; Streptophyta; Magnoliopsida; Arecales; Arecaceae. Gene Ontology annotation, molecular function: DNA-binding transcription factor activity; DNA binding.
UACAAUACUAUCCGACCUUUCCUCUCUCUCUCUCUCUCUCUCUCUUUCUCUCUCUCCAACCGUGCUUCUCUCCAUCUUCCUAUUUCGUUUGUUACCCCCCACUCCACCCCUCUUCGGGGAACCUUCUAGGGCAGUCGGUUUGCAGCGCCAGAAAACCACCCGCAUCCCAUCUAUCGCCCCAAGGGGUCAAUGGAAGCCGGCCUAAUCUCCGGGCCUCACUGAUUUGUAGUCAAAUCUAAAGGCACCGACCCUCCUUUGACUCUUUCUUCCUUGGCUUCUCAUCAGAUCUCACUCGCAGGAGGAAUCAUCAACCACAGUAGAGAGAAGGAAAGAAAAGGAUACAGCAAGAAAGACAAGAAAGAGAGAGAUCUAUUAUACCACAGGUGAGUACUGGUAGUAGCAGUAGCAGCUUUAUUUUUGGUUCCUCAAGUGUUUCAGACCUCAAAGUCAAGAUAAGAUGGAGUUCACACAUGGAAGAGGGGAUGGGUUUUACAGUAAGGAUGAUGAUGACUCCAAGCACCCUCCUUUUGUUCCUUCAUCCUCUUCUUCUUCCUCCCCUUCCUCUUCCUGCACCGCCUCCCGAUGGACCGACGUAGCAUCCGGGAGCGGCGGCGGCGGCGGCGAUGCUCCUAAUGUAGAGAAGGAGCACAUGUUUGACAAGGUGGUGACGCCGAGCGACGUCGGCAAGCUCAACCGGCUGGUGAUCCCGAAGCAGCACGCCGAGAGGUACUUCCCUCUCGAUGCGUCGGCCAACGAGAAGGGGCUGCUGCUGUGCUUCGAGGACCGCACCGGGAAGUCAUGGCGGUUCCGCUACUCCUACUGGAACAGCAGCCAGAGCUACGUGAUGACCAAGGGGUGGAGCCGCUUUGUCAAAGAGAAGAGGCUUGAUGCCGGGGAUACCGUCUCGUUCUGCCGAGGCGUCGGCGAAGCCGGCCGCGACCGCCUCUUCAUCGACUGGAGGCGGCGGCCUGAGGCCCACGACCCGCCGCGCCUUCCCCUCCCGCUCCCCCUCCCCGUCCCCCUGUCGGGUGUCUCGCUGGCCCGGUCGGUGGGCCCGUGGAGCAGCCGGCUCCUCAUCCCCCCAGCUGGCACGGUCCACGACUACGGCCGCCAGGUGUACGGGUACAAUGCCGCGAGCCCCGGCAGCGGGCAGUUCCUUUUCUUUCGAUCGUCAGCGGCGGGGCCGCCGCAGCUUGGGGUGCAACCCGGCGGCGGGGAUCGAGCGGUGGCCGGCGUGCCGAUGGUUCUCGAUUCGGUGCCGCUCGUCCAUGCCCAGGCGACGCCCAAGCGGGUGAGGCUGUUCGGGGUGGACCUCAACUGUCCUCAAUCGGACGGCGGUGCCGACAGCGGCAGUGGUCCAUCUCUAAGCAUGCGCCAGAUGCGACCCCGGUCAACGCUCCCUCUCCUCGAACGGUCGCAGGGCGGCCCCGAUUCUUCGAGGGCCACCUCCUCGCCGGGCAAGGAGCAGCAGUAACCACUGGGUCCUGACAUCUGAGACUCCAAAGCAGGAGAAUGCGAAGGGAGGACAUCAUCAUACCCCUCAUGAGCUCGAUCUAUCCCUGGAAUUGGGAUGGAUACUGAACUGAAUGAGAGGAAGGUUCAAAGAUUCUUUCCUUUUUUGCGCUUACUUGGCUGGUUGGAGCAUCAAACAGCAUUGGGCUACUUGGCACGAGUGGGCGUGGCAAGAAGGGAAGGAUGUAUCCAAACCAAUCUUCUUUUCCUUUUCCUUCUUUUAAAUUCCCUAUUCCAACUGUAAAUAUAUUAUAUAGGUACAGAUCCCCCUCACGCCCUACAUAUGAUAAACGUCUUCCAUCCGUGGAACCCACAUUAGUUUGGGGAUUUGCUCUUGUUUGGUUGCAUGCAUUGAUAUAAGCUCUCAUGCUUUGCUA